AUGCGUCGUGCCAGUGUACCGCUGGUAACUGUCUGUCGAUGGGUGAGAAGACGAGCCCAAGCUCCACCUCCUGCGGGCCAUAGUGGUAGAAUACUGGAUGAAGGAGCGACAUUUUCCGAUGUGCAUUCCGUGAUCCUGGAUCCCACGUCAAAAUUACCGUAUCCAGAGAAGUUGCUGAAAGAGCACGUAGAGAAAACUUCAAAAGAAUUGCUAAAGGAGAGAAACAAGGCCAGGUGA
Messenger RNA from Cylicostephanus goldi, 237 nucleotides. The record is from the annotation of a GenBank genome assembly. NCBI's taxonomy places the organism in Eukaryota, Metazoa, Nematoda, Chromadorea, Rhabditida, Strongylidae.